Balaenoptera musculus (blue whale) is the source of this 582-nucleotide messenger RNA. Its product is annotated as cytochrome c oxidase assembly protein COX16 homolog, mitochondrial-like. The record is from RefSeq and is a predicted model, not a curated record. Gene Ontology annotation, cellular component: mitochondrial inner membrane. Gene Ontology annotation, biological process: mitochondrial respiratory chain complex IV assembly. The transcript has a single exon. Lineage: Eukaryota; Metazoa; Chordata; Mammalia; Artiodactyla; Balaenopteridae. Bases 1 to 339 code for a protein of 112 amino acids.
AUGUCAAAAAAAAAAAAAAAAUUAAAAAAUGGGCAGAGACUCUGGAAGGGCCCUGCACUGGGAGGCAAAGGAAAGGAGUUGCUGAUUAUUGGAGGUUCUUUUGGUCUUUGUGAGUUUUCACAAAUCCAUUAUGAUGCUGUGAAGAUUAAAAUUGAUCCUGAGUUAGAAAAAAAGCUGAAAAUGAAUAAAGUGUCAUUGGAAUCAGAGUAUGAGAAAAUAAAGGACUCCACUUUUGAUGAGUGGAAGAAUAUUCAAGGACCCAGGCCUUGGGAAGAUCCUGACCUUCUCCAAGGAAGAAACCCAGAAAUUCUUAAGACUAAGACUACUUGCCUAUGCUGAUUCUUUUUUUUUUCUUUUUAAAUAGAAGUGUUAUCAACUGGAGUUCCCACUAUAUACUCCUAUCCAGUGGAAAGAAAGUUCCAGACCUGCAGAAGCCUGGAUGAGAGUAAUUUGAUGACAAGUACUCUUGAUAAAAAGUCAAGUACAGGUUUUCAUACAUCCUAAAUCAUUUAUUUGCAAAUGAAGGUAACAAUGUUGACCACAUAUACUUUAUACUGCUCAAUAAAAAUGUGAAUACUGCUA